This is a messenger RNA of Mus pahari (shrew mouse), 933 nucleotides long. RefSeq names its product olfactory receptor 5B3-like. The transcript has a single exon. Gene Ontology annotation, biological process: G protein-coupled receptor signaling pathway; sensory perception of smell. Lineage: Eukaryota; Metazoa; Chordata; Mammalia; Rodentia; Muridae. Gene Ontology annotation, cellular component: membrane. The coding region runs from base 1 to 933 and encodes 310 amino acids. The record is from RefSeq and is a predicted model, not a curated record. Gene Ontology annotation, molecular function: olfactory receptor activity; odorant binding; G protein-coupled receptor activity.
AUGACACCAGUCAAGAACUGGACAGAAGUGACACAAUUUCUCCUGCUGGGACUUACUGAUGACCCAAGACUGCAACUUCCCCUCUUCAUCAUUUUUCUCCUCAUCUACAUUUUCACCCUGGUAGGGAACCUGGGGUUGAUUCUGCUGAUUCUUUUGGACUCUCGGCUUCACACUCCCAUGUACUUUUUCCUUGGUAACUUGUCUCUGGUUGAUGUUUUUUACUCUUCAGCUAUCACACCAAAAGUCAUGGCUGGACUGCUAUUGGGUGACAAGAUCAUAUCCUACACUAACUGUGCUGUUCAGAUGUUUGUUUUUGCAGCCUUUGCUACUGUGGAAAAUUACCUGUUGGCCUCAAUGGCCUUUGAUCGCUAUGCAGCAGUAUGUAAACCUUUACACUAUGCUACCACCAUGACUCCAAGUGUAUGUAUGUGUCUGAUAAUGGGUUGCUAUGUCCUUGGGUUCUUGAGUGUCUCAGUUUACCUUGGAGAUACAUUCAGUCUCUCUUUCUGUAAGUCUAAUGUGGUCCAUCAUUUUUUCUGUGAUAUGCCAGCACUCAUGGCUCUCUCUUGCUCUGAUAGGCAUAUUAAUGAGCUAGUACUCAUAUAUCUAGCAAGCUUCACUCUCUUCUUUGCUCUCACAAUAAUAUUAGUAUCAUAUAUUAUAAUUUUUAUCACAAUCUUAAACAUGCACACAGGAUCAGGACUUCAGAAGGCUAUUUCUACCUGUGCUUCCCACUUUACUGCUGUUUUUAUUUUCUAUGGAACAACAAUCUUCAUGUAUUUGCAGCCAAGCUCUAGACAUGCAAUGGACAGUGACAAAAUUGUGUCUGUCUUCUACACCAUGGUCAUUCCCAUGCUAAACCCUUUAGUUUACAGCCUGAGAAACAAAGAAGUCAAGAGUGCAUUUAUAAAAUGGGUUCAGAAAGAAAAAUAA